Molecule: messenger RNA, 5578 nt
Organism: Haliotis rufescens (red abalone)
Lineage: Eukaryota; Metazoa; Mollusca; Gastropoda; Lepetellida; Haliotidae
Product: golgin subfamily A member 4-like
Exons: 5
Coding region: 80-4915 (1611 amino acids)
Source: RefSeq, a predicted model, not a curated record
CGAUACUUCAGAGAAGCUUGGAUUCGUCUCUCAUUCAGUUUAAGCAAGCACAACUGAAUACAUCGCAACAACUCGUAUCAUGAGAAAAACGACGCCUUUCUUCCUCUUGGUGGCAUCCUUCCUGCUGCUGUUGCAUGGUAGCCGGGCUGACCAUGAGCACAGUCAUGUACAGAAUGACAUUCCUGACCAGCCUCAUCUCAAAGAGGAAGUAAAAGAAUUCAACAAGCAGGUUGUGAAAACGCCAGAAGAUGAUAAUAACAUAGGGCAAACUCCUGUUGGAAAAACAAUUAUCUCUAAACAAGCAUCAAGUGAUAUCAGAAAGAACAGUUCACCGAAACGACGUGAAACUAAGGUUACCCGCCGACAUCUUGCCAGAGAUGAUACCCGACGCAUGGAUCGCGGCUCUGUUUCUUCUGAAAGACGUGAAACCAGCGACACACGCCGACAACUUGCCAGAGAUGAUACCCGACGCAUGGAUCGCCGCUCUGUUUCUUCAGAAAGACGUGAAACCAGCGACACUCGCCGACAACUUGCCAGAGAUGAUACCCGACGCAUGGAUGGCCACUCUGUCUCCCUUGAACGACAUGAAACCCGAGAUACUCGCCGACAACUUGCCAGAGAUGAUACCCGACGCAUGAAUCGCCGCUCUGCUUCUACUGAAAGACGCGCAACCCCCGAUACUCGCCGACAACUUGCCAGAGAUGAUACCCGACGCAUGGAUCGCCGCUCUGUCUCCCAUGAACGACGUGAAACCAGCGAUACUCGCCGACAACUUGCCAGAGAUGAUACCCGACGCAUGGAUCGCCGCUCUAUCUCCCUUGAACGACGUGAAACCAGCGACACACGCCGACAACUUGCCAGAGAUGAUACCCGACGCAUGGAUCGCAGCUCUGUCUCCCUUGAACGACGUGAAACCCGUGAUACUCGCCGACAACUUGCCAGAGAUGAUACCCGACGCAUGGAUCGCCGCUCUGUCUCUCUUGAACGACGUGAAACCAGCGACACUCGCCGACAACUUGCCAGAGAUGAUACACGACGCAUGGAUCGCCGCUCUGUCUCCCUUGAACGACGUGAAACCAGCGACACUCGCCGACAACUUGCCAGAGAUGAUACACGACGCAUGGAUCGCCGCUCUGUUUCUUCUGAAAAACGUGAAACCCGCGAUACUCGCCGACAACUUGCCAGAGAUGAUACCCGACGCAUGGAUCGCCGCUCUGUCUCUCUUGAACGACGUGAAACCAGCGAUACUCGCCGACAACUUGCCAGAGAUGAUACCCGUCGCAUGGAUCGCCGCUCUGUCUCCCUUGAACGACGUGAAACUAGAGAUACUCGCCGACAACUUGCCAGAGAUGAUACCCGUCGCAUGGAUCGCCGCUCUGUCUCCCUUGAACGACGUGAAACCAGCGAUACUCGCCGACAACUUGCCAGAGAUGAUACCCGACGCAUGAAUCGCCGCUCUGUCUCCCUUGAACGACGUGAAACCAGCGACACUCGCCGACAACUUGCCAGAGAUGAUACCCGACGCAUGGAUCGCCGCUCCGUCUCCCUUGAACGACGUGAAACCAGCGAUACUCGCCGACAACUUGCCAGAGAUGAUACCCGUCGCAUGGAUCGCCGCUCUGUCUCCCUUGAACGACAUGAAACGCGGGAUACUCGCCGACAACUUGCCAGAGAUGAUACCCGACGCAUGGAUCGCCGCUCUGUCUCCCUUGAACGACGUGAAACGCGGGAUACUCGCCGACAACUUGCCAGAGAUGAUACCCGACGCAUGGAUCGCCGCUCUGUCUCCCUUGAACGACGUGAAACCAGCGAUACUCGCCGACAACUUGCCAGAGAUGAUACCCGACGCAUGGAUCGCCGCUCUGUCUCUCUUGAACGACGUGAAACCAGCGAUACUCGCCGACAACUUGCCAGAGAUGAUACCCGUCGCAUGGAUCGCCGCUCUGUCUCCCUUGAACGACGUGAAACCCGAGAUACUCGCCGACAACUUGCCAGAGAUGAUACCCGACGCAUGGAUCGCCGCUCUGUCUCCCUUGAACGACGUAAAACCCGAGAUACUCGCCGAGAACUUGUCAGAGAUGAUACCCGACGCAUGGAUCGCCGCUCUGUCUCCCUUGAACGACGUGAAACCCGCGAUACUCGCCGACAACUUGCCAGAGAUGAUACCCGGCGCAUGGAUCGCCGCUCUGUCUCCCUUGAACGACGUGAAACACGCGAUACUCGCCGACAACUUGCCAGAGAUGAUACCCGUCGCAUGGAUCGCCGCUCUGUCUCCCUUGAACGACGUGAAACUCGAGAUACUCGCCGACAACUUGCCAGAGAAGAUACACGACGCAUGGAUCGCCGCUCUGUCUCCCUUGAACGACGUGAAACCAGCGAUACUCGCCGACAAUUUGCCAGAGAUGAUACCCGUCGCAUGGAUCGCCGCUCUGUCUCCCUUGAACGACGUGAAACCAGCGAUACUCGCCGACAACUUGCCAGAGAUGAUACCCGACGCAUGGAUCGCAGCUCUGUCUCCCUUGAACGACGUGAAACUAGAGAUACUCGCCGACAACUUGCCAGAGAUGAUACCCGACGCAUGGAUCGCCGCUCUGUCUCCCUUGAACGACGUGAAACCAGCGAUACUCGCCGACAACUUGCCAGAGAUGAUACCCGACGCAUGGAUCGCCGCUCUGUCUCCCUUGAACGACGUGAAACCCGAGAUACUCGCCGACAUCUUGCCAGAGAUGAUACCCGACGCAUGGAUCGCCGCUCUGUCUCCCUUGAACGACAUGAAACCCGUGAUACUCGCCGACAACUUGCAAGAGAUGAUACCCGACGCAUGGAUCGCCGCUCUGUCUCCCUUGAACGACGUGAAACCCGAGUUACUCGCCGACAACUUGCCAGAGAUGAUACCCGACGCAUGGAUCGCCGCUCUGUCUCUCUUGAACGACGUGAAACCAGGUAUACUCGCCGACAACUUGCCAGAGAUGAUACCCGACGCAUGGAUCGCCGCUCUGUCUCCCUUGAACGACGUGAAACCCGAGAUACUCGCCGACAACUUGCCAGAGAUGAUACCCGACGCAUGGAUCGCCGCUCUGUCUCCCUUGAACGACGUGAAACCCGCGAUACUCGCCGACAACUUGCCAGAGAUGAUACCCGUCGCAUGGAUCGCCGCUCUGUCUCCCUUGAACGACGUGAAACGCGGGAUACUCGCCGACAACUUGCCAGAGAUGAUACCCGACGCAUGGAUCGCCGCUCUGUCUCACUUGAACGGCGUGAAACCAGCGAUACUCGCCGACAACUUGCCAGAGAUGAUACCCGACGCAUGGAUCGCCGCUCUGUCUCCCUUGAACGACGUGAAACCCGAGAUACUCGCCGACAACUUGCCAGAGAUGAUACCCGACGCAUGGAUCGCCGCUCUGUCUCCCUUGAACGACGUGAAACCAGCGAUACUCGCCGACAACUUGCCAGAGAUGAUACCCGACGCAUGGAUCGCCGCUCUGUCUCCCUUGAACGACGUGAAACACGCGAUACUCGCCGACAACUUGCCAGAGAUGAUACCCGUCGCAUGGAUCGCCGCUCUGUCUCCCUUGAACGACGUGAAACCAGCGAUACUCGCCGACAACUUGCCAGAGAUGAUACCCGACGCAUGGAUCGCGGCUCUGUCUCCCUUGAACGACGUGAAACCAGCGAUACUCGCCGACAACUUGCCAGAGAUGAUACCCGACGCAUGGAUCGCCGCUCUGUCUCCCUUGAACGACGUGAAACCCGAGAUACUCGCCGACAACUUGCCAGAGAUGAUACCCGUCGCAUGGAUCGCCGCUCUGUCUCCCUUGAACGACGUGAAACCAGCGAUACUCGCCGACAACUUGCCAGAGAUGAUACCCGACGCAUGGAUCGCCGCUCUGUCUCCCUUGAACGACGUGAAACGCGGGAUACUCGCCGACAACUUGCCAGAGAUGAUACCCGACGCAUGGAUCGCCGCUCUGUCUCCCUUGAACGACGUGAAACGCGGGAUACUCGCCGACAACUUGCCAGAGAUGAUACCCGACGCAUGGAUCGCCGCUCUGUCUCCCUUGAACGACGUGAAACCAGCGAUACUCGCCGACAACUUGCCAGAGAUGAUACACGACGCAUGGAUCGCCGCUCUGUUUCCCUUGAACGACGUGAAACCCGAGAUACUCGCCGACAACUUGCCAGAGAUGAUACCCGACGCAUGGAUCGCCGCUCCGUCUCCCUUGAACGACGUGAAACCAGCGAUACUCGCCGACAACUUGCCAGAGAUGAUACCCGACGCAUGGAUCGCCGCUCUGUCUCCCUUGAACGACGUGAAACCCGAGAUACUCGCCGACAACUUGCCAGAGAUGAUACCCGACGCAUGGAUCGCCGCUCCGUCUCCCUUGAACGACGUGAAACUAGAGAUACUCGCCGACAACUUGCCAGAGAUGAUACCCGACGCAUGGAUCGCCGCUCUGUCUCCCUUGAACGACGUGAAACCCGAGAUACUCGCCGAACACAAUAUAGUGGUUUCCAAGGUCAUGGAUUAGUCCGUGUCUCCGUCCAAAAAGUCAUUUCUAGAGCCCGUCUCUCCCAUCGGAUUUCCACCCUACAGAAAGGUUCGACUGAAUCACUAUCUCCACUGCAACCCGUCCAGCAUCAGCUAUUGCAUGAACCACUCCAUGAACAAAUAGACCAACACACUUUCAGCGAGACAGACGCCUCUGCAAAUGAAAACGGCUACUUUGGACUCCACAUCUUAGCGUCCGUCUUUCAGAAAACCCAGGAGAAAAUGCUGUCAUCAUCAUUGUUUAACGUACUGAAAGGAAAGGAGAACAUGUUGCCAGGCAAUGACUCCAUAGCACGUGCAGUAAUUCUUGGAAUGGUUGGUCUCCUAGCAACAGGUUCCGGAAAACGUAAUAAAAUGGAAGCUUGAGGAAUAAUCCAUUGUGACCAAAAGACUCUUAGCUUCCGUCUUUGUAUAGUUCCCAUGCAGACGUGCGAUGGUUGUGUCUUUGGGCACUGUGUAUUUCGACGCAUUCACCAUCGCAUUUGCACCACAAAACCGCAGGCAGAGAUGUCCAAUUAUGCAUCCACAGAUGUAAUGUUGACAUAAUCGUGUGUUACAUCUUCACUACCCUGCAAUAGUUCUUACUGCUGAUGUCAAUAAACGACUUGAGCGUUUCAGAAGAGCGAUGUGGCUGUCUUCAGUCAAAUGCCGUCGAUGUUCAAAACAUACAAAAAUAUUUUUUUACAAGACACGUUCAUCAACCUAUGUAUUUUGUAUAAGGGAACAUUGAUUUUUCAAUGAAAAUUUCUUUUUGCCACAGUUUGUAUGCAAUAAGUUUGUUAUUGGUCUCACUUGACAAAAGUUGAAUUGCCAACCCUUCAAAGACUGGAAUAACCAUUUUGUGAAGUCUUAACAGAUCAUUUUCCACUUCAAAAGAGAUUACGGUUUUGUAAUAAUUCACCCCCUCGGUGGAUGCCCAUGCAUUAGGCUGACGUUUAUGAUACACAUACAUUACACUGACAUUGGCUUAUCUUGGAAGUAUGAAUUGUUGUCUGUAUAUAGCCCAGCAUUUACUUCCCAAACCUUAGU